Messenger RNA from Drechmeria coniospora, 1974 nucleotides. RefSeq names its product potassium ion channel Yvc1. The record is from RefSeq and is a predicted model, not a curated record. Bases 1 to 1974 code for a protein of 657 amino acids. Gene Ontology annotation, cellular component: membrane. Gene Ontology annotation, molecular function: monoatomic ion channel activity. The transcript has 5 exons. Gene Ontology annotation, biological process: monoatomic ion transport; transmembrane transport. Lineage: Eukaryota; Fungi; Ascomycota; Sordariomycetes; Hypocreales; Ophiocordycipitaceae.
AUGCCUCACCGUUCCCGUUGGACGGCCGUGGACCACGUUCCCGGCUCCGGUGCAGGCCGCAACUGGCUUCACGAGGAGGAGCGAGCACUGCUCCCGCAGAGUCGUCGUCAUCAUGUCUACACCGCUGUGCCGCCGGCCGAGGUCACCAAGGUAUGCCUCCGGCUGCGCCAUCUAAUCCGUGAAUGCGUGCCGUGCGAGAUGGAGGAAAGCCGUAUCACGACUCCGCACAGUAGAAUCAUCACGACAAAGGUCAUCCAGGCGGCCAAGGAGGCCGCCGUGGCGGAAUAUCGUGGCUGCGUCGUCUACUGCCUGCUCGUCAACCAGCGCUGGUUCCGCCUCGAGGCCCUCGUCGAGCUCUGGGAUGCCGAUCUUCAUAAGCUGCGGGCCCAGGCGUGCGGUGUCAUUGCCAAGGCCAUCAUCGAGACGGAGGAAGACAUGCCCUAUCUGCUCCACGCCGUGCUCCUCCGUCGAUAUUCCUUCCUCUCCAACGGAUCGCCGACACCGCCCGUCAACGUCAUCGAAAAGGCGGUCGACUUGCACGCCGUCCGAGUCAUCGGCUCCUCGGGCUAUCAGAAAUGCAUCGCCUACCUCUGGCGUGGCUGGCUCGUGCAGGACGAGAACGACCCGUCGGUGUUUGUCGACUACCACGACAAAGACAACACGAGCUUUCUCGUCCACAUGGACCCGGACCGAAUGAGGGCACCCAAGUAUCAAAACGCGGCCCAGAUGCUCUUCUCCAUCGUCUACUUGGGUCUCUACACGACGGCCAUCAACUCAGUCAACUCGAGCGGCGUGCUCGACGGGGCCGAAGUCCUCAUGUACAUCUUCACCCUCGGCUUCGUCUGCGACGAGGUCAUAAAGUUUUACAAGGCCGGCUAUCACAUCUUGGGCUUCUGGAACGCCUUCAACGGCCUCCUCUACUCGUUCCUGACGGCCUCGCUCAUCCUGCGCAUCAUCGGCCUGACGGCCCCGUUCGAGUCCGACAGGCGCAAGGAGUACAGCGCGCUCAGCUACAACAUGCUCUCCUUCGUGGCGCCCAUGUUCUGGUCGCGGCUGCUGCUCUACCUCGACAGCUUCAAGUUCUUCGGCGCCAUGCUCGUGGUGCUCAAGGUCAUGAUGAAGGAGUCGGUCAUCUUCUUCGCCCUCCUCGUCAUCAUCAUCAUCGGCUUCCUUCAGGCCUUCAUCGGCCUCGACCUGACGGACGACAACGUCCCCGGCGACGCCUUGUUCAUCGUCGAAUCCAUGCUCAAGGCGAUGCUCGGGAGCCCCGAGUUCGACGGCUUCGAGGGCUUCGGGCCGCCGUGGGGCAUCAUCCUCUACUACUGCUUCACCUUUGUCAUCAUGAUUGUCCUCCUCAACAUCCUCAUCGCCCUCUACAACUCGGCGUACGAGGAUAUUUACGAAAACGCCGACGACGAAUACCUCGCCCUGUUCUCGCAGAAGACGAUGCAGUUCGUGCGAGCUCCCGACGAGAACGUGUACAUUGCGCCUCUCAACCUCAUCGAGAUCAUCAUCUGCGCCCUGUUCGAGUGGUGGAUGAAGAAGGAGACGUACGAGGCCAUCAACGAUUACGUCAUGGGCUUCCUGUACUCGCCGCUGCUCUUUGUCGCCGCCUUCUUCGAGCAGCGGGCGGCGCACCGGAUCCAACACAACCGCGCAAGGGGCGAGGAAGAUGACGAUGUGGUCGAGGAGUGGGAGCAGCUGGAGCACACGGUCGACUUCGAGGCCGACGGCUGGUCGAAGACGUGCGACGCCGUCAAGCCCAACCUGGAGGAAGACCCGGACGUGCUCGAGGUCAAGAAGCUGCGGGUGGAAGUGCAAGAGCUCAAGUCGAUGCUGGCGGAGAUUGGACGCGCCGUCGGCGCCGCCCAGCAAGCCAAGGCAGCAUCCCAGGUCGCCGUCGCGACACCCAGCCGAGACGCGGGAGCGCAGAAUGACGACGGCCAUUCAGCGUCGCAAAGCGAAAGCACAUAA